UAGUUUCAGGGAAACCUAAAAUAGCAUUGAUUGUAUCGAUAGAUGUCAGUCAAGAAAAAAUCAUUAUAAGUGAGGUUAACAUAUUAAUGAUGGCACAAGUAGCCGAAGUUUGACAUUUAUUUACGUCUAAAUUUAUAUAUUAAAAAUUAAAAAACAAGAUUAAAAAAUGCCUGAGCGGGACUAUCCAAAAUUUAAAUAGCAACAUGUCUAAUUUUAGAGCUGGAAAAGUCUAAUAAUCAAAAGAAAGAACUCUUCUUAAUCAUCAUUAAUUAAAAUGUAUCCAUUACGAUGUGUGAUUAAUCGAUUUAUAGAAAAUCUUCAAAUCGAUAAAGUAAACCGAUGAAGUUUUAUUUAUAAAAGUAAAGUAUUUAUGGUACAACGAAAAGAUGAAAUAGUUGAUAAAAAUUUCAUCGCAAGCAAUGAUAAGUCUGAGUGAAUAAUAAAAAGUAAUAAUAUGAAGAUCUAAUUUACUACCAAAGCGUAAUUUACCACGCGAAAGAUGUAUUUCUUAAUACUGAUCCACUUUGGGUGGUUGAACAUCUUCAUCAGCGCCAGUACUCUCGUCAAACCAAUAGAUUUAACUGAAUCCAUCCAAAUAGCAAAAUGUUGUGAUGUGGAUGAAAUUAUUCUUGAUGAUAAGUGCGCAUUAUUAACCGAAACCAAUGAGACAAAGAUUUGGAGGCCUGAUUUUAUAGACGAUAACUUUCCAGUCAAUAAAAAACAGCAGCCCAAUUUUCAUUUUAAAAUUGGGUUACCACAUUGUCGCAGUACUGAACAUCAAUGGCAUGUUUACUAUAAUCCGCGUAGUCAAUAUCAAGAUCUUCUUGCGAUUUUACCAUCAGGAAAUCUCCGGCACAUUUUGCACGAUCGCUGGAGUACUUCGCAAAAUCAAAAACCAGGUUCUCAUAGUUUAGUAGAUGACGACAGUAUCACCGUAGAGUCCCUUCAUUUUGAUUACGCAUUCGGGCACUACUGCGCAGACAAGGCUGUUCUCAGCGAAAAUGCUCUCGUUACAACCUACGCGAUGAUUUGUGUCCCUGCAGUUGCUUGGACAGAUUCUAAUUAUCUAAUUAAACAUGUAGUGGAUCCAAUAACUCGUGCGUUUGCGAUAGCAUGUUACUUGUUCGUAGCUAUUGUGUACUUUGUAUUACCGCAGUUACGAGAUCUUGUUGGUAAUAUGAUUACAAGUAUGACAAUGUGCCUUGCAGUGAAUCAAAUCGCAGUAACUGUUAGGAUAUUAACAGAAUAUGGCAGCCAUGUUAGUUUCCUUAUUGCUGAUUCAGUGGCUUACAUUUCAUUGCUAUCGGCAUUUUUUUGGCUUAAUUCUCUUGGUUACUUUGUUUGGAACACAUUCAGAUCGCGUAAUAUAUUUUUGCGUGUUUCUGAUGGCCAGAAAUACUGCUAUUAUUCCAUGUAUGUUUGGGGAUCUACUGUGACCAUAGCUGGGACCGCAAUUUUCGCGCAUUUCACUUUAGAGACAAACAAAGUGAUUGUUGAAGAUGAACUUCAUCAUGGACAGGAAACCGUUGGAUGGUUGGGAAUGUCUGUCCUGUUUACUUCUGUUGCAUUUACAAUAAUUGUCAAUAUCUGUUUUACUUUGAUGACAGUUAACACGAUAAAACAAAACGGUACUUAUGGAAGAAUCCAACACAAAAUAAAAUAUAGUUUUAGAAUGUUUACGUUACUAUUUGGAAUUUUGAGCUUGGGCUGGCUGUCUCUUCUGGUUUCGCAGUUAAAAUAUGAUAAUUUAAUUUACUGCCAUAUAGCUGUCAAUUUCAUACAAGCAUUUGCCGUAGUAUAUAUAUGUGUUUUUGGACAAAAAAGAGUAUUGUUUCUAUUGAGUAAAACGUGCAAUUGUUGUAUCAGCGAACAAAAUACUUCUGAUGAAUUCGAUUGGGGUGAAGAAAUGACAGCUAUCAAUGCAGGAUAUUGAUUUUAAUCCGCGGUACCUUUAUAGGUAAAUGCCAGUACGAGUCGUUGAAACUACAGUCGAAUUCUAUCAACUCGGACGUUAGUUUACGGAAGAGCGGAAAUUUUGAUUUAUCGAAUUCCACUUCUCUUUUUAAAAGUAAACUACACGCAUGCGCUGUUACAUCACAUGUAUGAUACAUAUAUAAAUAUACAUAUGUAUAGCAUCGGGUGGGAGACAGCGUAGCUCGUAGUGGGGGUCAAGAUUGAGGGGAAGUUUCGAGUUAAUGGACUUCGACUGUAUUCUAAAAAAAAUUAUUUUAUUGUUAAGUAAUCGAUUAACUGAGAAAACUUUUGGAAAUUCAAAAUUCCAAAAAAUACUAAUAAAAGUGGCCUUAUUUAGUCAUUAUCAUUUGUAAAUUUAUAUUUUAUUAGUUUAAACAAAUUUUGUACUUUAUAUAUUUUCUACAUGAGUAUUAAAUAAAAUAAUUAUAAAUAUACUGCUCAACUCAGUGGCUUUCAUCACCUAUUUUUUCAUCUUUGUAAGCAUUGAGAUUCUCCCGUAGUAAUAAUCUCAUAGUCCUUCAGUUACUAAAUGUUUACUUAACGAUAACAGAAAAAGUUAAGAGCCAUACCCGGAAUAGAAAGAACUAUUUCGUAUUACAAUCAAUUUGAGAAUUUAAUUUUUGGAUGAUUUCAUAGAAAAAUUUACAUAUUGGAUUUCUUACUCUAAUACAAAAACUUAAUUUCCAAUUGAUUUUACAAUAUCAUUUAAACAACAAUUAGUAACUGGUAAUUUUCAAGUCUACUUCUGUUAGGAAUACAAAAAUAUUGUGUACGGUUUCAUGUCACAAUUUUCAAAUGCAGUCGAAUCCAUUAACUCGGACCGUUAGUCUGCGCAGAAGCGGAAAUUUCCUGGAAAUCCCAACUUAUCGAAUGCCACCUCUCCUUGAGAGUGUAAACUACACGCAUGCGCCCUUACAUCUACAUGUGUGAUGCAUUUAAAGAUAUACUCAGGAUAGCAUAGGGUAGGAGACAGCGUAGGUCGUAGUGGGGGUCAAGAUUGAGGGGAAGUUCCGAGUUAAAGGAGAAGGGGCAUUCGAUAAGUUAGAAUUUCCAGGAAAUUUCCACUCCUCCGUAGACUAACUGUCCGAGUUAAUGGAAUUCGACUGUAAUUAUAAAAUGGAAUUGAUUUUGCAUAAAGACACGUCCCUCAUUUUGCUAACGUAUUGAAAGAUGCACCUCAGAACUCAAUAAAUAAGAUAAUGUCAAUAAUUCUCAAUUUUUUUAUUUAUAAUAUUAAGAUUUUCAAUAUAAUUACAUGUACAUCAUCAUAUUUCAAUAAGUUCUAGAAAGUUUCUAAAUAUAUUCAUUAAUAUAGUAAUGAGUAUAUUUAGCAUUCAUAUCACAUUAAAUAUUAUGAAACUUAUCAAUUAUUUAUCUAAAUUAUUAUUUUUUCUCUAUUUUGAAAAAAAAAAUGCUUUUUUUGUUUGCGGGAAAAUAUUAACAAAAAUAUAAAAAAAAGUAAACCUUGUGUGACGUAAACUUUUUAUUUUGAUCAAUGAUUUAUACUAGAAAUUUUCAAUUUUUUCGGGUGACGGAUAGUUCUGCCCGAUUCACUGUCUGACGACUCUGAUUCAGAGUCGUUGUAAUUCCCAAUAUUAACAGAUUCCACAUUUGAU
This is a messenger RNA of Microplitis mediator, 3590 nucleotides long. It is a transcript of the gene mthl5, whose product is annotated as probable G-protein coupled receptor Mth-like 5. The transcript has 3 exons. The coding region runs from base 500 to 1933 and encodes 477 amino acids. NCBI's taxonomy places the organism in Eukaryota, Metazoa, Arthropoda, Insecta, Hymenoptera, Braconidae. The record is from RefSeq and is a predicted model, not a curated record.